UUUGAUCUCACUUCUACUUCUACGUUUUUCAUUUUAAGCUCCUCAAACCCAAAACGCGUUACUAAAACUGAGCCAACAAGCAAACUGAAUUUGAUAAUGGGUAAACCUAAGGGAAAGUCGAAGAAGCAAAGCCCUGUAUCAAAAGCUGAAGAUACGCUUCUAGAAGAUUACUUUUCUUGUCCAUUUUGUGACAAAACAUUCAAGAAUAAAGGUACUCUCACUAGACAUAUUAAAAUGCAUGAUGAGUUUAGAAAAAUGGCAUUUGAUGAUGAAGAUAUGGAUGGUGAUAAAUUUCCUUGUUCCCAAUGCUCCAUAGUAUUUGCAAAGAAGAACAAUUUACUAAGUCAUAUGAAAACUCAUUCUGCUAAUAAUGAAGAUGAGGCCUCUUGCAGUACGAGUUUCGAAGAUGAAGAGGUUGAUUUAUUUCCAUUCGAAUGCCCUGAUUGUUGCGAAUGUUUUUCUGAAGAACGGCUGUUAGUUGCCCAUUCAAAAACCCAUAAUGUGACAAAAGCUAACAAUGGCAAAAUGUGUAAAUCUACUUUUGCCCACAAACGUGAUCUAAAGAGACAUGUUAUAACUCAUACAAGUUCGAAAUCAUCUUUUAAAUGUGACUUUUGUAAUGCCACUUUUAAUAAUAUUUCUUCCCAAAGAAAGCAUGCUAGGCGUCAUAUUAUUUCGUGUGGUCUUUGUAAGUGUUCAUUUAAAAGUUUAGAUGAAUUUCGUACCCAUGUGAUGGACUAUCAUAAAAGUAACUCAGCCAAUGCUGCAAAAAGAGAAUCUGUCAGCGAUGAUAGUUCUGAGUGUAGUGAUGAGGAAAGACAAGUUGAUUCUUUUGCAGAGGCAUCGGGCAGUGACAGCACUGGUCUUGAUCAAACUGCCAUAACUAAUUUUGAAAGCAAUGUUUCUAAACAGCAAAACGUUUCUUUUGCGAAUGUUUCUCAUAAUUUAAAAGAGAAAAGUGCAACUGAGUGUUUCAUGUGUCUUGAAUGUCAAGUCCAAUUUAAGACGAAAACUGCUCUUCAGGAACACUCCAAGAAUUGUUCUCUUUUACGCUACAUUUGCAGUUCCCCUCAAUGCAAUAAUAUGGUUUUUAAUAAUAAGGCAUCAUUUUUGCAUCACAAGGCAGUAAAACAUCAAUCGCCUCAAACCAAAGAGCAAGUGCCUCCUGCAAAAGCCAAUGUCAAUGAAAGCACCAAACAAAUGCUCAAUUCAACGAUUAUACCAGUAAAUGAAAUGAGCUAUGUUAACCAAAGCCCAAGUACAAGUGGUAAUCUCAGGGAUGCAAGCAGUUCCACUAUUGGAAAUGAAACCAUUUAUGUAUCUCAGAAACCUGAAAUGUAUCAUUUGGGUAAUAAUGUUGUCUCAAAUUUUGUUCAGCCCAACGUAUUCAAUCCGCUGAUGGAUCCGCUACUUCUUGCUACUGGUUUUGUACCACAAUAUGUUGACGCUACCACUGCUUACAUUAAUUUCAAUAUUGAAAGUUACAUUCCAUGGUUUCAAAAGUUUCUUAAUAUGAUUGAGUCUUGUGAAUACCCAUUACAGUAUGAGCUAUUCGAACGGAUCACUCAUUGUUUGAAAGUAAUUUCCAAUAUUAUUGGCCGUCCGCUAACUAAAAUGAAUGAGCAACAGAAUUUUGCACUUUUAUACAAGUUCCAUAAGGAAUUCUCAAAAAUUUCUAAAAAGCAUUUGAUGCAUAUUGCUAAUGAUAUUUUUAAAUAAAUGUAUUGCUGGACCUUGUUCAAUGUAUUACAUAUUCAUUAGCUUUUUAUAAAAUGACAAUUGCUCCAAGCUGAAAGUGUUGAGUUCUCCUGAAACAUUUUUUCCCCUUCAAUUUAGAGCAAGUAAUUGAACGUUAGACUUUUCAUUUUGUAUUUUUUUUACAAAAUAUUUGUGUGCAACCAGGAAGUGCAUACUCUAAAAAAUCUGUAAUGUAUCAUUCGGUAAAUCUUGUAAAUUUUUGAACCCAACAAGCUUGAUAUAUUCCCUUUCCAUGGAUAUCUUAGAUUUACUCUUGAAUUUUAUUUAACAGCUUUAAAGAUUAUCAUCAAAUAUUACUGAUAUUUUCAAUGGAAUUUUCCAAUAUAUGAAUGGUAUCAAUCUUCCAAUUAACCCUAAUAUGUUUUAAAACAAUAUAAAAAAAGUAUUGUUUAACUAUGUAUAACCAGAGGUAAUACAGGUACAAACUUGACAUGUUUUAAAGUCUCUUCACAAGAUAAAGUCCAUAAAAAUGGCCAUUUCUUAAAAUUCUGUAUCUUAAAAUCCAUCUGUUUACAUUUCUUGAUGCAACUGUUUGCAUGGCUCUAUCGUAAUUUGCCAUUUUGAUUAGCUGAUCUGAAAUCAAAAUCUUUCUAAAAAGACACUUAUAUUGAUUUCUUAGGGCAGCAGUAAAAUAUCUAAGCCUCAGAACAGCAUUCAGAUAUUCUACUCUUGCUCUGAGUCGACAAUAUUGUGUUUCAUAUGAUACUUGAUUUAAUGUAUGCAUUCUGCUAUCUGUGAAAAUUGCUAGGAAUCUUAAAUAAAGUUAUUAUGUUAAUGAAAUUGCUUUAUUAUUCGAUUAUUAAAUGAGGUUUCUACUAACCGUAAUGCAUUUUAAGUUAAUCUUUUUUUUUAUAUGUAAUCAAAGGUAAAAGGAAUGUGUAUUGUUAUAAAUAAGGCCAAAUUAUGUGCACUCAAAAUUCAUGUAAGCAUGAACAUGUAGGUUGUUUCAGAAAAGACUCCUCUAAUUUAAAUGAAAGCAACAGCGAAAGGGUGACAGAUAGAAAAGUAAAACAAGUGGUAUGUUAGUCUGAGAGGUCUGGAUUUUUUUAUGCACUGGUUUUCUGAAAAUUGGACAUUAGACAGUGACUGUAGUCGCAAAUAUCUUGAAAGUGUAUUUCUUGAACAGCAGUCAAAUCUCGUUGCAAUGAAUUCGAUAUGGCCUCAUUUCACAGCAGUAACAUGAUGCAGUCAAGGUGUGUAGUGCGAAGUCACUUGAUGCAAUGUGUGGACACAUCCCUCCCCCCAAAUACCACGAGGAUACCCUCCCAACAAAAAGAGCAAGUUACCCCUUACCCUCCCCUCCCCCCUAAAUAUUUCAAUGCCGCAGCCUGCGCCAUGGGUGGACACCCCUGCCAUAUCAAACUCAUUGCAAUAAGAUUGGACUACUGUUCAAUGAACACAUUUUCAUACACAGACAUUUGUGACUACAUCGCUUUCUUAUGUCCAAUCUUGGAACGUUUUUUGGAAAUCUGGUGCGUAAGAAAUUCCAGACUUGUCUGUCCAACAUACCGCUUGCUUCACCUUUCUAUGCGCCGCCCUUUUGCUGUAAUGCCAGUUUAUCACUAUAAUUAACUCCGGUCUCAGUAUACCUAGAAUUAGAGCGAGUGUCCUUUUGACCCCAAAAGAAAUCUGCUGUUUUCUUCAUGACGAUAUACAUUUGUAAAAAAUUAGUUAAAAAUAAACAUAUUUAAUAAAUGCAGUGUUUAUUUAAAAUAUGUAGAGUUUAUGAAUGUAUAAUAAACUACUUAUAAAAAGUCUAAAAUAACCAUUACUGUUUGAGUUGCAUUUCAGAAACUAACUGCUAAUGCUCCUUUUUGCGUACAAAACGUUAUGAAUGCUUUAAAUUCUUGCAAUGUUACAUUCUAAGAAGCAUUUUUGAAUUGGUGCUCUGUUACAGCAUCAGUAAAUGUAUUUUUUUUAAUUUCCUUUUUUUUUCUCAAAAAGGUCAAAAUGAAAGCUGCUCACACUUUUCUGUAUCAUCCUUUAGUUUGGGUUUUAAAAAAAGUACAAUCUUUUUGAAAUGUUGUGUUGCUGUACAGCACAAUGAAUUAGGAAAAUGCAAGGAAGGAUCAAGUUUUUUAUGAAAAUACAGAGAAGCAGUUAGCAAAAGAAUCUUUCUUUUAGUCAAAAUAACCCCUCCCAUAAUUCUUGUGGGAUAUAAUCAAAUACCCUGUACAUGCACUGAAACUGAGAAAUAUACACUAAUAUUUUUUUGCUCGUGCAAAUAAAGUCGUUGCAUCUAAAUAAAAAAUAGCUUCUCU
Molecule: messenger RNA, 4019 nt
Organism: Uloborus diversus
Lineage: Eukaryota; Metazoa; Arthropoda; Arachnida; Araneae; Uloboridae
Product: zinc finger protein 33A-like
Exons: 4
Coding region: 97-1719 (540 amino acids)
Source: RefSeq, a predicted model, not a curated record